Molecule: messenger RNA, 1759 nt
Organism: Pseudoliparis swirei
Lineage: Eukaryota; Metazoa; Chordata; Actinopteri; Perciformes; Liparidae
Gene: hoxb9a
Product: homeobox B9a
Exons: 2
Coding region: 343-1218 (291 amino acids)
Biological process (GO): DNA-templated transcription; proximal/distal pattern formation; regulation of transcription by RNA polymerase II
Cellular component (GO): nucleus
Molecular function (GO): DNA-binding transcription factor activity, RNA polymerase II-specific; RNA polymerase II cis-regulatory region sequence-specific DNA binding
Source: RefSeq, a predicted model, not a curated record
UUUGAUUUACGCUUCAUUGACGGUUUAUCAGGCUCGAAGAAACUAUCCGACCAAUCAGUUCGCUCCUCGGGAAAAGACCCCACGAACCCCCGCGCGCGCAGUGCGAGGCUGUGGCACUUUGUUUCGCUAUAGUGAGCAAGUUGUUUGGGAAAGGAAAGGGGAGACUGGUGGAUCAGAGAGAGGGAGAGAGAGAGAGAGAGAGGGGGUGCGGGGGGCGAGCCAGGAAAGGACAGAAGACAGAAAGAGAGAGGGAGGGAGAGAGAGAGAGAGAAUCUCGUAAUGUCUCUCUUCUUGUUCUCCGGUAAGUGAAACUCGCGGCGUUUCCCCAGAUAAUGUCCGAGAAUGUCCAUUUCUGGGACUUUGAGCAACUAUUACGUGGAUUCCAUCAUAAGUCACGAGAGCGAUGAACUCUCCGGCCCGGCUCGGUUCCCCGGCGUGCAGUACUCCGGUUCCAGCUCCGCCGCGGCGGCCGCGGCCGCUGCCGCGGGAGGGAGGCAGCCCGGCGGCGCGGCGCACGCGGAGCAUCCCCAUCCCGACUCGUACCCGUCGUGCAGCUUCCAGCCCAAGCCGCCGGUCUUCUCCUCGUCCUGGAGCCCGUUCAGCCCGCACCACGGCGCCAGCGGCCUGCCCGCCGUCUACCACCCGUACAUCCCCGCACAGCAUGUGCCCGCCGCGGACACACGGUACCUGCGCUCGUGGCUGGACUGCGCGCCGCCGCUGCCGCGCGGCUCCGAGUCCGCACCGGUGCAGGGCCAAACGGGGCAGGUCAAGCUGGAGCCGCAGCUCGGACACCUCGGCGGCGGGGACAUCGUGCCCAAAAUCGGAGGACUGCUCCAGCACGAAACCACCACGUACAUCCUGGAGUCGGCGUCCACGGCGGCGGCGCGCGAGCUGAGCCACCCGGCCGCCGUCCCCAGAGCGGGGUUCGACGACGAUAAAGACAUUUGUGAGGGGAGCGAGGACAAAGACGGCCUGGAGCAAAGCGACCCGUCGGCCAACUGGCUGCACGCGCGCUCCUCCCGGAAGAAGCGUUGCCCGUACACCAAAUACCAGACGCUGGAGCUGGAGAAGGAGUUCCUGUUCAACAUGUACCUCACGCGGGACCGGCGGCAUGAGGUGGCGCGCGCGCUCAACCUGACGGAGCGGCAGGUGAAGAUCUGGUUCCAGAACCGGAGAAUGAAGAUGAAGAAACAGAGCAAGGACCAACCCAAGGACUAGACAGCGGGGAACCUCCCCCCCCCUCUCUCUCUCUCUCUCUCUCGCUCUCUCUCUCUUUCUUUCGUGCGCACACAUUUAGACGCACACGCACGCUCACCCCCCAUGUAUCCGACGUAAAGUCUUUCUUAUGUCUAGAACACAAAAUGGCCUUUCCCAAUUACUGUCAACACACACACACUCCUGCUAUUUCCAAUGUUUUGAACCUUCCGGCGCCACCACAUGCGCCUCAGCCCCAUCACACCGAUCGAUGACUUCAUUGAUCUCCAGCAGACGUGAACACUGAAGUCUGCAGAAGGAAGCAGUGGUUUGAACUUUGAAAACGUCUGAGUGUCCUGGAGGAGAUCAACAACAACAACAACAACAAACUCAUGACCCACAGCGGUUCCUCCCGGACCUCCUCUCCUCUCAACGGGUCGGACUCCACGCGCAGCUGCGCACUGGACACUUUGCUCCGAACUAACGGACAGCUGGUGUUUGUUCUUCUUCGUGGAUUCGCUUUUAUUUGGGUGGCCUUUGAUGUUUGGCUAAAGAAAAGGAAGGA